This is a messenger RNA of Penicillium brasilianum, 3037 nucleotides long. Lineage: Eukaryota; Fungi; Ascomycota; Eurotiomycetes; Eurotiales; Aspergillaceae. The record is from the annotation of a GenBank genome assembly.
UUUCGCAAAUUCUUUGGGAAUGACAACUUCAGGCUCCUUCUUUUUGACCUCUUUGGGAGCUGGGUGUUCUUCCUCGGUGUCGGAGACUUCAGAAUCAUCGUCCUCGGGUUCGCUAUCGCCCUCGGAGGCUUCGUCUUGGGCUUCUUCUUCGUCUUCUUCUUCCUCCAAGUCAUCUUCGGCAUCGGCUUCUUCCUCUUCAUCCUCAACUUCAUCCUCAACUUCAUCCUCUGCUAGGUCCUCCGGGACAACAUGGCCCGCAGCUUCUAGCAUCUUCGCGAGCUCCUUGCGUAGGUCAUCAUCACCACCCUUAGCCUUGGGCUUGUAAGAUGUGCCUUCCACUUCGGACUCCGAGUCAACAUCGGCAAGUAGUUCAACGUCCUCCUCAGUACCGCCCAGUGCCAAAAUCUCCUGGCGCAAAGUAUCGUCGCUAUUACUCUUCUUCGCACCCGCGUCGAACUUGUCCUGCUUGCUCUUUCCAACCUUCUUCUCAUCUCUCGCAAUCACAUCGCCGUUGCGAUCCCGCUUCUUGCCCUGCGCAGAGCCUUCUUGCUUCUUGCCGGCCUUGUGGUUGUCCUGCUUCUCUUUCGUCACAAUCUUCUGAGCGGGAGCAGUCGGCUUGUCGUUCUUCUUCUUUCCCUUGCCAGAGCUCUGAUCCUUCAAUCGUUGCUCGAUCUUCUGUCGGAGGCCAACGAAGGCGCCCUCGUCUAGCUGAGGCAUCUGCAUUUCGGGUGUGGAUUCGGUUUGGGAAACAGAGACACCUGCAUCGGCCAAGGCCUCGUUUGCGCCCGAUUGGCGCUUUCCUUUCCCUUUCGCCAUUGUGGUGUAAUGACGGCUUCGGGUGACUUUUUUCUUGACGGAGAGAAAAUUGGGCGGAGAAAUCUUUUGCGGCGGACCGAUUAUCAAGGCGCUCGGACCACCCGAUAAGAAACACCCAAGGGCCGCCGCGCGACGCUUUUCUGGAGUUUCCUGUUGGACGCCCGGUGGUCGGGAACUUUGACUUGAUGGUUGAUCGUUUGGGAUUUAUCUCCUCAAUGAUCACUAGAAUACGUCCCGUACCCAGUCGCUUCCCUGGGAGGCACUUGGUGCUGGGCCUCCGUGUCCAGCGUUGCCAACUUCAUUAUGAUGGGCGGACUCGAGUCUCCAAUUUCUGGAUCCCUACAGGCGGUAUUUCUAAGAAGACCGUCAGCGGAGAGAAGGAGGAUGCGAAUGACCUCUUGGUUAGGGGAGGAUUCCUACGCCAAGCAUAUUCUGGAGUGUUUCACCUCCUGCCGCUUGGCUUGCGAGUCCAGGACAAACUAGAGAGUCUCAUCGACAAGCAUAUGCGCUCGCUGGGGGCGUCAAAAGUAUCGUUGUCAUCGAUUUCCUCCCAGGAGCUCUGGGAGCAAUCAGGUCGAUUGACCGAAGGCUCAGAGGUAUUCCGAUUUGAGGAUCGAAAAGGCGCUCGUUUCAUUCUUGCUCCUACUCAUGAGGAGGAGAUCACUACUCUCGUCGGUAAUUUAACGACAUCCUAUAAGAGUCUCCCUCUACGCGUGUACCAAAUAACGAGGAAAUACCGUGAUGAGGCUCGCCCAAGACAGGGCCUUCUCCGGGGGCGAGAGUUUGUAAUGAAGGACCUCUACACAUUCGACUACAAUGCGGAUGAGGCGCUCAAGACUUAUCGAGCCGUGAAACAUGCGUAUACCCAGCUAUUUGACGAAUUGAAGAUUCCUUAUCUUGUUGCGGCAGCAGACUCGGGAAAUAUGGGAGGCAAUCUCAGUCACGAGUACCACUUCAUCAGCGCUAAGGGGGAGGACCGGGUUGUUAGCUGCUCAAACUGCGACCAUGUAUACAACGAAGAGCUUGCAGAUGGUAAGAGCCAUAACUUCCCCGAGGAAUCUGGGAAGAAUGUUGUACCUGGCUUCCACACAGAGGAGGAUGCGCCUGUCGAAGGAGGCUCAACAGUUUCAACUGGUAUGUGGAUGGCCAUUUCGCAUGAUGGGAAUACUCUUCUCCGGGGCUGGUACCCCAAAUUCUCGAUGCAAAAUUGGUCCACCGAGCCAGCGGAGCGACACGUCAACUCGCAUGCCGCAAAGGCGAUUGCAACUGCAGCGGGUAUCGACCUCGAACUCAGCGUCGAGAACCCAUUGGAGAAGUGGGUUGCCAAUGCCAAGUCUCCCAAAUCGUCUGAGAAGCCGCGUGUUCUCGACCUGUAUGACUCGCAGGUGCGGGUGUACCAGCGCCCGCCACUUAGCGACCUUCUCCAAGAAUCCGGCUGCACCGCUGCAGACAUCGAGUACACCAUGCUGGACCGUUUCCCCGGAACCUCGAACAAGCUCAGCCUCGUCCGGGUCCACGAUGGGGACCGCUGCUCGCAGUGUGGAGACGGUGUUCUGACGAGUAACCCUGCCGUCGAGCUUGGUCAUACCUUCCACCUAGGCACGCGGUACAGUGAAGUGCUAAAUGCCUCGGUGUCUGUCAACGCGGCGGUUCUUGACGGAUCUGUUGAAUCGGGGAACAAGUCUUCUAAAGAGGUAAUCGUGCCCAUGCAGAUGGGCUGUCACGGAAUUGGAGUUUCACGCAUGAUCUCAGCCGUCGUGAAUCGCCUGGCAGAUGACAAGGGAUUGAACUGGCCUCGUGCCAUCGCUCCUUAUGAGGUUGUUGUGGUCCCUGGCAAGGGACUGGACUCCGUGGCUGAACAAGUCUAUGACAGUCUCACCUCAGGAAAUUCGAAGCCUGUGGACACCCUUCUUGAUGACCGUGAUAAGGGUAUGGGCUGGAAGCUGGGAGACGCUGACCUGAUUGGUUACCCAGUCAUUGUGGUAGUUGGCAAUGGCUGGAAGAAGAAUCAGACUCUGGAGGUGCAAUGCCGCCGUCUGGGCGUCAAAGAGAACGUGUCUCUCGAGAAACUUCCCACGUUUGUUCAGGGCCUGCUUGCCCAGUUGUGAGGCGAGUACUAGGUAUGAAUCUGUAGCAUAUUGUAUUUUAUUUUAUUGAUCAAGGCGCAAAAUGGAUAGCCACUGUAACAUAGCGAAUUUACCCACCUCUCUCCUGCUUUGCU